UCCUCCCCCACUGACCCCGGCACACUCCAGCCUGACCACCGCCAGCCAGCCCGGCAAUGACUGAGAAAGCCACCUCGGAGGCCCCCGACUGUGGUCCAGAGGAGUCUGCCUCUAAGUCGGCCAAGGCACCCACCACAGAGCCCGCUGGAGAAGUGGCAGCGUUGGAGUCUGCUGGGGAAGAAUGGGCUCCCACGCCACUACCGGAGCCUGCUUCUCAGGCCCCGGCCCCUGCCGCCCCCACGGCCCCCACGGCCCCCAAAGCCACUAAACCCGCACCUCCAAGUGAAGACGUGCCCAGCGCCCCACUGCUGCUGGCCUUGGAGGAUGUGAGCGACAGCUCGGUGACCGUGAGCUGGGAGCCACCGGAGAGCCUAGGGAGGCUGGGGCUCCAGGGCUACAUGCUGGAGCUCUGCCGAGAGGGAGCCUCAGAGUGGGUGCCCGUGAACGCCCGGCCCCUGAUGGUGACCCAGCUGACUGUGCGGAACCUGGCUCUGGGGGACAAGUUCUUCUUGCGUGUGUCUGCGGUGAGCUCUGCGGGGACUGGCCCGCCAGCUGUGCUAGAACAGCCUGUCCACAUCCAGAAGAUCAUCGAGGCCCCCAAGAUCCGAGUCCCCCGCCACCUUCGUCAGACCUACAUCCGCCAGGUGGGAGAGCCAGUCAACCUGCAAAUCCCUUUCCAGGGGAGUCCCAAGCCUCAGGCCUCCUGGACCCAUAAUGGCCACGCCCUGGAUAGCCAGCGGGUGAAUGUGCGCACCGGGGACCAGGACUCCAUCCUCUUCAUCCGCUCAGCCCAGCGCUCCGACUCCGGCUGCUACGAGCUCACUGUGCGUCUGGAAGGCCUGGAGGCGAAGGCAGCCAUCGAUAUCCUGGUGAUUGAGAAACCUGGACCCCCCAGCAGCAUCCGGAUCCUGGACGUCUGGGGCUGCAACGCUGCCCUUGAGUGGACACCGCCCCAGGACACAGGCAACACAGAGCUCCUGGGCUACACCGUGCAGAAGGCAGACAAAAAGACAGGGCAAUGGUUCACGGUGCUGGAGCGCUACCACCCGACCACCUGCACCAUCUCUGACCUCAUCGUGGGAAACGCCUACUCCUUUCGGGUCUUCUCCGAGAACCAGUGCGGGCUCAGCACCUCAGCCGCGACCACCAAGGAGCUAGCCUGCAUCCAGAAGGCAGAUAUUGUUGCCAAACCUAAGGAGUUUGUGGAGCGAGACUUCUCCGAAGCCCCCUCAUUUACCCAGCCCCUGGCUGACCACACCUCCACCCCCGGCUACAGCACUCAGCUCUUCUGCAGCGUCCGAGCAUCACCCAAGCCCAAGAUCAUCUGGAUGAAAAACAAGAUGAACAUCCAGGGUGACCCCAAGUACCGCGCCCUCUCUGAGCAAGGCGUCUGCACGCUGGAGAUCCGGAAGCCCAGCCCCUUUGAUUCCGGGGUCUACACCUGCAAGGCUGUCAACGUGUUAGGGGAGGCAUCUGUGGACUGCCGGCUGGAGGUCAAAGGGAAAGCGUCAGCCACACACUGAAGAGCGACAGGAGGCUGCGGCGAGGAGGAUGGUGCUGCAGACCUGGGGGGUCGGGCCCACAAGACUCAGAAUCAAGCUCCACAGAUGCCCCAGAGCCCCGUUUCCAUGGUGACGGCUGAGGGCUUUGCUCCCUGGUACCUGCCUAGUCUCCCUCCCCCGGAGGCCAGAGCCCAGGAGCCAGGAGUAGGCCUGGCAGGCCCCAGGCCAGGCUUCCUGGGCACAAGGGGGCCUGGAGAUGCAAAGAUUGGAGUGCCCCUGCAGAGCGGUGCAUUCUGGGUGAGAACCGCUCAAAUAAAAGUGUGUGAUGUGUUCCAGUG
Molecule: messenger RNA, 1840 nt
Organism: Lontra canadensis (Northern American river otter)
Lineage: Eukaryota; Metazoa; Chordata; Mammalia; Carnivora; Mustelidae
Gene: MYBPH
Product: myosin binding protein H
Exons: 11
Coding region: 57-1523 (488 amino acids)
Molecular function (GO): protein binding
Source: RefSeq, a predicted model, not a curated record